Messenger RNA from Acytostelium subglobosum LB1, 585 nucleotides. RefSeq lists its product as hypothetical. The coding region runs from base 1 to 585 and encodes 194 amino acids. Gene Ontology annotation, biological process: actin filament organization; regulation of actin cytoskeleton organization; small GTPase-mediated signal transduction. Gene Ontology annotation, molecular function: protein kinase binding; GTP binding; GTPase activity. Gene Ontology annotation, cellular component: cell cortex; plasma membrane; cell projection. Lineage: Eukaryota; Evosea; Eumycetozoa; Acytosteliales; Acytosteliaceae. The record is from RefSeq and is a predicted model, not a curated record. The transcript is spliced from 2 exons.
AUGCAAGCAAUCAAGUGUGUAGUCGUCGGUGAUGGAGCAGUCGGUAAGACCUGUCUGCUCAUCUCUUACACAACCAACGCCUUCCCAGGCGAGUACAUCCCAACUGUCUUUGAUAACUACAGUGCUAAUGUUAUGGUCGAUGGAAAGCCAAUUAACUUGGGUCUAUGGGAUACUGCCGGACAAGAGGAUUAUGAUCGUCUGCGUCCACUGUCAUACCCACAGACUGACGUGUUCCUGAUCUGUUUCUCCAUCAUCUCACCAUCGUCGUUUGAGAACGUCACUGCCAAGUGGCACCCAGAGAUCUGCCACCACGCACCAAAUGUGCCCAUCAUCCUGGUCGGCACCAAGUUGGAUAUGCGUGACGACAAGGAGACCCUGGACAGACUCAAGGAGAAGAAGCUGAACCCAAUCUCCUACGAGCAAGGCAUGGGCAAGAUGAAGGAGAUCCAGGCCGUCAAGUACCUCGAGUGUUCUGCCCUCACCCAGAAGGGACUCAAGAACGUAUUCGACGAGGCCAUCAGAGCUGUCAUCAACCCACCUCUCAAGAAGAGCAGGAAAGAGUCCAAAGGAUGUCUUAUUUUGUAA